AUUGGGUGAAUCCGCAUCACGUGACCGUCCUUCUAGAGGACUUUCCGCGACAGCUGAGAAGCAGCUAAAUGCGUUUUUUCACCUGUAACACUGAGCCUUUUCAACUCCGGCGAGUCCAAGUUUCUUAAAAUGGGAGACAAGAAGAGCCCCACAAGGCCAAAGCGACAACCCAAGCCCUGCUCCGACGAUGGGUACUGGGACUGUAGCGUCUGCACGUUCAGGAACAGCGCUGAGGCGUUCAAGUGCUUGAUGUGUGAUGUUAGGAAGGGGACUUCAACUCGAAAACCACGGCCUGUUUCUCAGCUGGUUGCACAGCAAGUAAACCAGCAGUUUGCACCACCCACACACCCCAAAAAGGAGAAGAAAGAAAAAUCAGAGAAAGACAAGAGUGAUAAAGAACCAACACUGAAAAAGAAAAGCCAUAAAAAGUUGAGGCCCAGAUUAAAAAACAUAGACAGGAGCAGUGCCCAGCACCUAGAGGUCACGGUUGGAGACUUGACUGUAAUAAUCACAGACUUUAAAGAGAAAGCCAAACCCAUUUCCACAUCAACAAGUGCUGCCUCAGCAGACCAACACAGUCAAAGUGGCUCAAGCUCUGAUAACACUGAACGAGGGGUCUCCAGAUGCUCUUCGCCCCACGGGGAAGGCUCGUCGGUUAACGGGGAAACUCACUAACCUUCACACUUCACACUUACAGUCUGCACAACCUGUUCUUCUGCACUCUCAACAGCCUCAACCAGAGAUCAAACUUCAACAUGCACGUUUUUUUUUGUUUUUUUUAAAUAAUACUAUAAAUGCCAAUAUGAUAGCAUCCUCUUCCACUUGGGGUUGUAUUGUCCACUGCCUUCCAAUGAUGGUAAAGAAUUCAGGAGUCAAGAUGUAUGCUGUACGCUCAAUUCAAAGAACUGUCGCAGCAAGAUCCAUCACGAUGAACUGAAAAGAGGAAUUAGCAUUAAAACCUGGAUGUCAGUGGAACUGUGCCAUGCGUUGUGGUGACUUUUGUUUUAACCACUCAGUGUCACAACUCAGUUGGUCAUUGCCGCACAGAAUAAAUGAUACGUUAUGAAAGAAAAUACGAAGAUGACAUCUCAGAAUUGUAGUCUGUCCUUGAGUUUUGUUAUCAUUGUUUGCACUUAAUGGCAUCCUAUGUUCUGGUUCAUGAUAACAUUUUGUUUUUAGCAUUAUUUCCACUUUGCCAUUAUCAGUAAAUCAUAACACUGUCAGCCACUGGCCUUUAUCCAGCUCUCAUUUUAUACUGUCUAACAUUUGAGUAAAAAUAUUGAAUAAUUAUUCUAACUAUGCUUCUCUUCUAGAAUGGUUUAUAUUGUAAAAUAAUGUUAAAUAAAAUAAGUUGUAGAUACUGA
Messenger RNA from Dicentrarchus labrax (European seabass), 1364 nucleotides. Its product is annotated as YY1-associated factor 2. Gene Ontology annotation, cellular component: nucleus. NCBI's taxonomy places the organism in Eukaryota, Metazoa, Chordata, Actinopteri, Moronidae. The transcript has 4 exons. The record is from RefSeq and is a predicted model, not a curated record. Gene Ontology annotation, biological process: positive regulation of DNA-templated transcription. The coding region runs from base 130 to 675 and encodes 181 amino acids. Gene Ontology annotation, molecular function: DNA binding; transcription coregulator activity.